Patiria miniata (bat star) is the source of this 687-nucleotide messenger RNA. Its product is annotated as EGF-like repeat and discoidin I-like domain-containing protein 3. NCBI's taxonomy places the organism in Eukaryota, Metazoa, Echinodermata, Asteroidea, Valvatida, Asterinidae. The coding region runs from base 1 to 687 and encodes 228 amino acids. The record is from RefSeq and is a predicted model, not a curated record. The transcript is spliced from 4 exons.
AUGAAGUACCUUUUGGUAGCUCAUUUUGCCGUGGUGGCCCAGUGCUGCCUGUUUGCUGCAGCCGCACACGCCCACGGGGACCCCGACUCGGUUCUCGAAGCAGCUCUCCGUCCGUUGUAUAGUCAACUGGACGUCUUUCGAGACCAACUUGACGCGGUCAAAGUGCUUGUUCAUGUCCCCUGUAAGAAAGAUGUUUUGGAGUGCUCUGAGGCUGGACCCCUUGGGAUGGAAGAUGGUCGCAUCCCUAAUGCAAGCAUCACAGCUUCGUCAUUUUGGGGCAACCUGGCCGACCAUGCACCCAGAAAGGCUCGGCUUAACACUGAAGUCUAUGCUGCUAGCUGGGUUAGUGCAGGAAGUAGUGACCCAAAUCCGUGGAUUCAAGUCGACUUCGGUUGCAUUGUGAUCAUCACUAGCCUCAUCACUCAGGGGCGUGGCGAUCAACGUGACCGUCAAUGGGUGACUGAGUUCCAGGUUGCGUAUAGCAACGAUGGCCAGGAAUGGACUAACGUCAACGCAGAAGGAGAAAGUGCACCGACAAAGUUCCCUGGAAACUCAGACAGAAAUACGUACGUGACCACCACUUUCCCGAAGGCUUUCCAGGCCAGGUUCCUGCGUAUCCUGCCUACUCAGUGGAGCGUGCACUGCAGUAUGCGCUUUGAGGUCAUCGGCUGCAAAAGUCAUGAGUAA